Messenger RNA from Asparagus officinalis (garden asparagus), 1680 nucleotides. RefSeq names its product protein RRP6-like 3. Gene Ontology annotation, cellular component: nucleolus; nuclear exosome (RNase complex). Lineage: Eukaryota; Viridiplantae; Streptophyta; Magnoliopsida; Asparagales; Asparagaceae. Gene Ontology annotation, molecular function: nucleotide binding; 3'-5'-RNA exonuclease activity. The record is from RefSeq and is a predicted model, not a curated record. Bases 1 to 1680 code for a protein of 559 amino acids. The transcript has 3 exons. Gene Ontology annotation, biological process: nuclear polyadenylation-dependent CUT catabolic process; nuclear polyadenylation-dependent antisense transcript catabolic process; nuclear polyadenylation-dependent rRNA catabolic process.
AUGUUUCAGGCUCGAAUUCAUGAUGAAAGUGUACGAUAUGUCUUAUCAGACCAAGCAAUAGUUGCCCUUGCCACAAAAUUUCCUACAAACGCGACAGAAGUAUUUCAAGUCAUACAACAAGCUGAUUUGAGUACUGAGUCUUCAGAUAUUGCUUCUGUCCUGCCAACACCAUCACAUAUUGUUAGUACUCAUAUGGACGAAAUUUGUUUUCUUCUUCAGGAAGUUGAUGUUAAUGUUGAUGAUGUUCUUAAAAGAUAUCUGCAGAGGCACUUAGAUCUUAAUGGGUGUUGCCCAACAUCGAUUUAUAAUUAUGCACUUCUAUCUGAGUUUAAUUUAAAAAAGACUAGGACAUUAUUCUCUAAGCAAAAUGGAGGAAAGUUUAGCACACAGGUCGGCAAGAAAGCUUCUCGUGAGCUUUUUGUUCAGAAAUUCUCAUGCAAGUCUCCAGUUUAUCACAACUGUAGGAUUUAUGCCAAUGAUGGACGACUGCUUUGUUACUGUGAUCGUAGAAAGCUGGAGUGGUAUGUACGACGUGGUUUAGCUAAGCUUGUGGAAGAUGACCCUCCAGCAAUAAUGCUUCUUUUUGAACCAAAAGGUCGUCCAGAGGAUGAAGAUAAUGAUUUCUAUAUUCAGAGUAAGAAGAAUAUAUGUGUUGGAUGUGGAGAAAAGAAUCAUUAUUUGCGGUACCGAAUAAUCCCUUCAUGCUAUAGAGUGCAUUUCCCUGAGCACUUGAAAAGUCAUCGUUCCCAUGAUAUAGUUCUGCUUUGUGUGGACUGUCAUGAAAUAGCCCAUUCUGCUGCUGAGAAGUAUAAGAGGCAAAUAUCAAAAGAAUUUGGUAUCCCCCUUUUUGUGCAAAAAAUAGUUGAUUCAGGAGAAAGCAAUGUUGUGAAUUUUCCAUCAAAAUCUACUGAUGAAACUGAAGACAGUGGUGUUUCUCCUUUGCAGUUGCGUACUGCAGCUAUGGCACUUUUACGCCAUGGAUCCACCAUGCCAUCGAGAAGGCAUGAUGAGUUGAUGCAGACUGUAAAGACAUAUUUUGGGGGAAGGGAGAUAUCUGCAGAAGAUCUGGAAAGGGCGUUACUUGUUGGUAUGAGUCCUCACGAAAUAAGGCGACUUGAGAAGAAAAAAGGCUUGAAUUUAAGGCGUUUCAAAGAGAGUAACUUUCAUACCCUUAGCGGAACUUCACCGCAAGCAAACGGGCAUGAUAGCAACAGUGCUGAAAAUAAUUCAAAGGAAUCAUUGGAAUAUGGAGAUAACAGCGAAAUUGGAAAUGGGCAAAAGAGUACGUCUACUAAUGAAAUAGACGUAAAUCUUCUGUCUAGGGCCCAUGAAGACAUCUCUUUCAUCAAUGGCGUUGGUAAAAAUGGUAGUGUUGAAACGUUUCAUAAGGAAAAAGGACAAAAUGGGUAUGGUAAUCCAUCAGAUGAAACUGGUAAUCCAUCAGAUGGAACUGUAAUAAAUCACAAGUCUUCUACUUCUCAUCAAGUCCUCUCCUCUAAAAGUGCGAAGAAGUUGUCACUAUUAGGACAUGGACCACAUGGAAAACAAGUUGUGGAGCAUUUGCUAAGCAAGUAUGGGGAUGAUGGUAUUGGCAAAUUUUGCCAAAGAUGGAGACAGGUCUUUGUGGAGACUGUUCAUCCUCGUUUUUUGCCUUUAGGGUGGGAUAUAAUGCACAGGUAA